AUGGCGCCUCUCCAAAAUGGGUACACCAACGGUGCACUCACGGAGCAGAGCAUGCUAACAAACUACCGCUUCUCUGAUAUUCCCUCCGCCAUCGACAUCCCCGCCUCCACCUUCGAUAGUGAAGUCGAAAUCAGUCUUGAAGAGCUUCCCGACGAUCCCACCGAGCUCUGCACCCUCCUCGACAACGAAAAGGCCGCAAAGAACUUCUGGGUCAUUAUCGCGCUCGCAUACGCGAAACAAAACCAAAUCGAUCAUGCCAUCGACAUUCUCAAUCGCGGCCUCUCGUCCCUCGCGCAGGGCGUGACGAAGGAGAAGCUGGGCCUCCUGGGAUGGAUAUGUUGGCUAUACAUGCUAAAGAGCAGAGAGGCUCCCCGUGUCGCUCCGGAAGGUCAACUGGUGUCUGAGGCGAAAACCAAAGAUUAUUAUCUCCAGGCUGCUACAUCUACUCUAAACGAGGCAUCGCGGUUAAAUCCCGCAUUCCCUCCUCUUUUCCUCGCACGGGGCGUUUUGUCGAUAUUGCGCGCUUCGUUACAACCUCCCGCAAAAACUCUAAGACCCGGGACAGUCGAUACUUCGGAACGAGUAGAGUCCUUGCGCCAGGCCCUUAAAUGCUUCGAUGAGUCGGCAAAAUCGUUCGGUAACCGGAAUAUCAUGGCCAUUCUUGGGCGGGCGAGGGCGCAAUAUAUGCUAGGUAGAUAUGCGGAGGCACUAGAAGGUUAUCAGGAAGUUCUGAUAAAAAUGCCGAAUAUGAGAGAUCCGGAUCCGCGGAUCGGGAUUGGGUGUUGUCUAUGGCAACUAGACUUCAAGGAGCAGGCCAAGACGGCUUGGAGUCGUGCUUUAGCUCUGAAUCCGGAAUCAAAAGUUGCCAAUAUCCUUCUGGGAGCUUACUAUCUCUAUGACAGUUCUCGACACGCAACCAACGACCCCGCUUUCGGCUCGUUGUACAAAAUCGCAAUGACGCAGUAUACACAGAAAGCAUUUAAGCUGGACAAGGAAGACCCCAUGACCUGCGCCAUGUUUGGCGGCUACUUCCUGCUCCGCAAACAUUUCCCAACCGUCGAAGCGCUAGCCCGCAAAGCGAUCGAACUUACUGAUGUUAACGCGAUUGCUAGUGACGGAUGGUAUUUACUUGCACGAAAGGAGCAUUUUGAGGACAACGCAGCAAGAGCCAACGAGUAUUACAACAGGUCAGACCAGGCGAGAGGGGGUAGCGAUAAGGGAUAUCUGCCCGCGAAAUUUGGCGCUGUACAAAUGCAGGUGAAGACCGGUGACUAUGACGGCGCCAAAUUUCGUCUAGAAAAGAUCAUUCAGCAGACGAAGAAUCCAGAGUCAAUGACGCUGUUAGGCGCGCUCUUUGCCGAGGAAGUGUUUGCAGCACAGUCUAGCCAGCUUAAGGAGGAUAAGUCGGCUGAAGUGAAGAAAGCUACCAGCCUCCUCGAGUCAGUACGUGCGUCGUGGAAAGAUGAGAAGAAAAAGCUUUCCCCUGAUGAGUCUGUUCUACUUUAUCUUGCGCGGCUGUACGAGAGCGGUUCACCGGAUAAGAGCAUGCAAUGCCUGCAGCAAGUCGAGCAGAUGCAACUGGCUCAGAUCCCAGACACUGAGCGGCCUGAGGAUAUCGAUGACGAAGAGACCGUAAAGAACAUGCUCCGGGAAAAUUUGGCUCCUCAGCUGCUGAACAAUAUGGGCUGCUUUUUGUAUCAUUCUGAGAAGAUUGAACUUGCACGGAACAUGUUUCAAACCGCCCUCAAUGCUUGCGUAAAGUCUCGUGAUAGAGAUGAUUCUACCGAUACAGAUGCACUUGUGACUACGAUUAGUUAUAACCUCGCCAGAACUUAUGAAGCCGCAGCUAUGCCGGAGGAAGCGAAAAAGGUCUACGAAGGUCUACUCGAAAGGCAUAGUGAUUACACGGAAGCCAAUGCCCGAUUGACGUAUAUUGCUCUCCGCCAAAGCCCAACAGAUGAAGGGCCGAAGAAAAUGGCCAAAUUAUAUGAGCUGGAAUCUACAAAUCUGGAAGUCCGCGCUCUGUUCGGCUGGUACCUGAGCAAAUCGAAAAGAAAGGUGGCAAAUAUCGCCGAAGACCAUGAACAACGUCACUACAAGCAUACCCUUCAGGGCUACGAUAAACAUGAUAGGUACUCGCUUACAGGAAUGGGCAACAUCUACCUCCUUGCCGCUCGAGACAUGAGACGUGAUACGGAGCAGGAUAAAGAGAAACGAAGGAAGGUGUACGAGAAGGCUGUGGAGUUUUUCGACAAGGCGCUACAGCUUGAUCCGAAGAAUGCUUAUGCGGCGCAGGGAAUUGCUGUUGCGCUAGUGGAUGAUAGAAAGGAUUACACGACUGCGGUACAGAUAUUCUCGCGCAUUCGAGACACUUUGCGUGACGCUAGCGUCUACCUUAAUCUUGGGCAUGUAUAUGCCGAGCUUCGGCAAUUUUCUAGAUCCAUUGAGAACUAUGAGGCCGCUCUAUCUAAGGAUAGACAACGCGAUACCCAGAUCCUCGCAUGUCUCGGCCGUGUCUGGCUGUUGAAAGGGAUGCAAGAAAACAACCUGGCGGCAAUGAAUACCGCCUUGGAUUGUACACAACGCGCUCGCGCCAUUGCUCCCGAGCAAAUCCACUUAGAAUUCAACGUCGCUUUCGUCCAAAACCAGAUCGCCCUACUUGUCAUUUCUCUCCCGGAAUCCCAGCGGACACUCCAAGACGUCCAAGCCGCCUCCGACGGUCUCGACGAGGCGAUCAAUACCUUCAUCCAAAUCGCUAAAGCCAAGCAUCCACCUUAUCCCCGUAGUUCCUUGGAGCAGCGCGCGAACAUGGGCAAGAAUACCAUCCGCAAAAAACUCGAGCGGACGCUACAGAGCCAGAAGGAGUACGAGGAGAAGAACGCGACGAAAUUACAGCAGGCGCGAGAGGCGCGGGAGGCUGAGUUGCGGAGACGCGAAGAGGAGAAGCGGAAGAAGGAGGAGGCUGAGUUGGAGCGGAAGAGGCAGAUUGCUGAAGACAGGCAGCGGUUGAUUGAGGAGGCGCAGCGCGUUGCUGCGAUACGUGCGGAAGAAGAGAGGGCUAGGGAAGAGGCAGAGUAUACCACCGACUCUGAGACGGGGGAUAAGGUGAAGAGGAAGAAGAAGGCGGCUGCUAGUAAGCGGAAGAAGAAGGAUGGGGAGGAUAGUGGCGCCGGGAGGAAGUCGAAGGAUCGGAGCACGGGCCCGGAGAGUGGGGUGGAUUCUGACGCGGAGGAUCAACCUGCGCCACGGAAGCGUAGACGCCUUGAGAGACGGUCUACUGCUAGGUCUAGUAAGUACAAGAGCAGUGAGAUCGUGGUUGAGUCGGAGAGUGAGGAGGGUGAAGAAGGUGCAGAGGUCGAGGCCGGGGGAGCGAAUGGGGCUAGUCAUGACGUUGGGUCCCCCGUCUCGGAUCGCGAUGAGGAUGAGGAUAUGCGUGGUUCUGCCGCUGCUAGACGAGAUUCCGAGGAUGAGGAUGAGGAUGCCGUUGUUCAACGGCGGCGGAAGAAGGUAACUCUUCGCAUUGAGGAUGAUGAGGAUGAAGAGGAGGGAAGUGAGGAGGAGAGUGGGGCGAAUAGGGCGAGCUCUGCCUCACCCGCUGAGGAGGCUAAUGACGAGGAUGAUCUUUUUGGAGAUAGGAGCGGAGAUGAGGCUGUGGACAGGGCUGGUAGUGAUAAGGAAGGGGAUGGAGGUAAAGAUACGGAGAUGAAGGAUCGCGCCUAUGAGGAUGAUGAUGAAGAGUAG
Messenger RNA from Blastomyces dermatitidis ER-3, 3741 nucleotides. RefSeq lists its product as uncharacterized. The record is from RefSeq and is a predicted model, not a curated record. The coding region runs from base 1 to 3741 and encodes 1246 amino acids. The transcript is spliced from 3 exons. Lineage: Eukaryota; Fungi; Ascomycota; Eurotiomycetes; Onygenales; Ajellomycetaceae. Gene Ontology annotation, biological process: regulation of DNA-templated transcription. Gene Ontology annotation, molecular function: RNA polymerase II complex binding. Gene Ontology annotation, cellular component: Cdc73/Paf1 complex.